GCAGGUCCAGUCUAUGUAUUUAUUUUGCAGCGGAAGGCUUCACAAUUCACAUAGCAUUUAGAAUUUGAAGAUCUGGAUCACCUAAUGGUUUGUAUGUGUUUCAUGGUGGACCAAAGAAGGAAGAUGAGGGGAAGGAAGCCGGUGGCCGGAUCAUGUUCGCGGUGCAGCAGGGGAGCUAGCGUGGCUGACAUGAGAACUUACACAAGGUUCUGUUAUGUUCCAUUUUACUGGAAAUCUUGGAAAGCUAUCAUUUGUACAUUUUGUGGAGCUGUUCUUAAAUCUUACAAAUAGAAACUCUCUUCAAAUGCUAGCUAUCCAUAUAUAUUAUCAGAAUAUAAUUAAUAUAUAGUUCACA
Molecule: messenger RNA, 355 nt
Organism: Manihot esculenta (cassava)
Lineage: Eukaryota; Viridiplantae; Streptophyta; Magnoliopsida; Malpighiales; Euphorbiaceae
Exons: 1
Coding region: 85-291 (68 amino acids)
Source: RefSeq, a predicted model, not a curated record